Molecule: messenger RNA, 3137 nt
Organism: Dipodomys ordii (Ord's kangaroo rat)
Lineage: Eukaryota; Metazoa; Chordata; Mammalia; Rodentia; Heteromyidae
Gene: Fermt2
Product: fermitin family member 2
Exons: 14
Coding region: 14-2056 (680 amino acids)
Biological process (GO): integrin-mediated signaling pathway; cell-matrix adhesion
Cellular component (GO): focal adhesion; extrinsic component of cytoplasmic side of plasma membrane
Molecular function (GO): integrin binding
Source: RefSeq, a predicted model, not a curated record
GCAGGAAGGAGCCAUGGCCCUGGACGGGAUAAGGAUGCCAGAUGGCUGCUACGCGGACGGGACGUGGGAACUGAGUGUGCACGUGACGGACCUGAACCGCGACGUCACCCUCCGGGUGACCGGGGAGGUGCACAUCGGAGGGGUGAUGCUUAAGUUGGUGGAAAAACUCGAUGUAAAAAAAGAUUGGUCUGACCAUGCUCUGUGGUGGGAAAAGAAGAGAACUUGGCUGCUUAAGACUCAUUGGACAUUGGAUAAGUAUGGCAUCCAGGCAGACGCCAAGCUUCAGUUCACCCCACAGCACAAACUGCUCCGCCUGCAGCUUCCCAACAUGAAGUAUGUAAAGGUGAAAGUGAACUUCUCUGAUAGAGUCUUCAAAGCUGUGUCAGACAUCUGUAAGACCUUCAAUAUCAGACACCCCGAAGAACUUUCUCUCUUAAAGAAACCCAGAGACCCAACAAAGAAAAAAAAGAAAAAACUUGAUGACCAGUCUGAAGAUGAGGCCCUUGAACUAGAAGGACCUCUUAUCACUCCUGGGUCAGGAAGUAUAUAUUCAAGCCCAGGACUUUAUAGUAGAACAAUGACUCCCACUUACGAUGCUCACGAUGGAAGCCCCCUAUCACCAACUUCUGCAUGGUUUGGUGACAGUGCUCUUUCGGAAGGCAAUCCUGGUAUACUUGCUGUCAGUCAACCAAUCACAUCACCAGAAAUCUUGGCAAAAAUGUUCAAGCCUCAAGCUCUUCUUGAUAAAGCAAAAAUUAACCAAGGGUGGCUUGAUUCCUCAAGAUCUCUCAUGGAGCAAGAUGUGAAGGAAAAUGAGGCCUUGCUGCUGAGAUUCAAGUAUUACAGCUUUUUUGAUUUGAAUCCAAAGUAUGAUGCAAUCAGAAUCAAUCAGCUUUAUGAGCAGGCCAAGUGGGCCAUCCUCCUAGAAGAAAUUGAAUGCACAGAAGAGGAAAUGAUGAUGUUUGCAGCCUUGCAGUAUCAUAUCAAUAAGCUGUCAAUCAUGACGUCAGAGAAUCAUUUGAAUAACAGUGACAAAGAAGUUGAUGAAGUUGAUGCUGCCCUGUCAGACCUGGAGAUUACUUUGGAAGGGGGUAAAACAUCAACAGUUUUGGGUGACAUUACUUCCAUUCCUGAACUUGCUGACUAUAUUAAAGUUUUCAAGCCAAAAAAGCUGACUUUAAAGGGUUACAAGCAGUAUUGGUGCACUUUCAAAGAUACAUCUAUUUCUUGCUAUAAGAGCAGAGAAGAAUCCAGUGGCACACCUGCUCAUCAGAUGAACCUACGAGGAUGUGAAGUCACCCCAGAUGUAAACAUUUCAGGCCAAAAAUUUAACAUUAAGCUCCUGAUUCCAGUAGCAGAGGGCAUGAAUGAAAUCUGGCUUCGUUGUGACAAUGAAAAACAGUACGCACACUGGAUGGCAGCCUGCAGAUUGGCCUCGAAAGGCAAGACCAUGGCAGACAGCUCUUACAACUUAGAAGUUCAGAAUAUCCUCUCUUUCCUCAAGAUGCAGCAUUUAAACCCAGAUCCUCAGUUAAUACCAGAGCAGAUCACCACUGAUAUCAACCCUGAAUGUUUGGUGUCUCCUCGCUACCUGAAGAAGUAUAAGAACAAGCAGAUAACAGCAAGAAUCUUGGAGGCCCAUCAGAAUGUGGCUCAGAUGAGUCUGAUCGAAGCCAAAAUGAGAUUCAUUCAGGCAUGGCAGUCGCUGCCGGAAUUCGGCAUCACACACUUCAUUGCAAGGUUUCAAGGAGGCAAAAAAGAAGAACUGAUUGGAAUCGCAUACAACAGAUUAAUUCGGAUGGAUGCCAGCACAGGUGAUGCCAUUAAGACGUGGCGGUUUAGCAACAUGAAACAGUGGAAUGUAAACUGGGAGAUCAAAAUGGUCACCGUAGAGUUUGCAGAUGAAGUCCGAUUGUCCUUCAUUUGUACUGAAGUAGAUUGCAAAGUAGUUCAUGAAUUCAUUGGUGGCUACAUAUUUCUGUCAACACGUGCAAAAGACCAAAAUGAGAGUUUAGAUGAAGAGAUGUUCUACAAACUUACCAGUGGCUGGGUGUGAAUAAAGAUACUGUGUAAUUGAACUUCACGGCCAUAACAAUAUUUAACUUCAAAGCUGAUUUUUAUUAUAUGCUGCUUAAUAAAGUAAGCUUGAAAUGUAUCAUUUUAUCAUGAAAAAUGUUUUUGCCUUACCAGACUGGUUUUGUGUGCACUAACAAGCACGACUGUUAAUCUGCUAUGGUGAUACAGUGUAUGUGUGGACUGCGGCAAAUGGCUCAUUCCUUAAGGCCAUGAAUUGAUAAUGGAAAUAGUGGGCAAAUCAGGAGCCAGCUGCCACUGAUUUAAGCUAGCCAAGCUGUUAGAAGCCAUCUACUCUAACGUUAUCCAGGGCUUAACCUAUAUGAAGUCUAUUUAUCAUGUUUAAUGCAUGUGUCUUAAUGUAUGUUUAGUUGGAUGUCAUAUUUUAAAAUAUCCUACGUCUGGUAACCAUUUAACACCUCCUCUCCCCCUGCCCCGCCCCCCAUGAAAUAAGGCCUACAAAUAGGCCUGAGUUUUAGUGAUGUCAUUGUUUGACCUUGAAGGAAAAUUCUGUUAGUCUGUUACGCUUAGUUUGUAUUUGUCCUUGAACAAGCAUGUGUGUAUAUUGUAUGUUUUUAUUUUUACACCGUAUUGUAUUACAACACUUUUAGUAUUCACCAGCAUAUUCACUGUCUGCCUAAAAUAUGCAGUUUCUGCAUUAUGAUAUGAAGUAAAAGGUCUAUGAAGUAUGCAUUUUGUGUAACUAAUGUACAAACACAAAUUUUAUAAUAUUGUACAGUUUUUUUAAACUAUUCACAACUAGCAAAUGGCUUAAAUGUAGCAUCCUUGCAUUAAAAGGUAUAAUAUGCAGUUUUAAUACCUGCUAAAUUAAGAAUGACUUUGUUAUGGUCAUGACUUGCCACAGUGUCCUUAGCUCCUGCCUGGACAGGCCGGUUGGGUCUGUUCUGCUGUUACAGUCUGCAUUGGUGCUAGUCAGAAAAUUCCUAGCUCACAGCCCAAAAGGGUACCAGGGUGGGGUGAUUACCAGUAUUGACAAUAAUCCAUGCUUUAAAGAUUGUAUAAAUGCAUUUUAUUUUAAAUAAAAGCAAAACCUUUUAUUUAAU